CAGGCUUGGCUAUCUCAUCGGCGAGGACCGGUGGAUUUCACUUGCGAGCUUUGCCGCUCAAGCUUGGCAUGUCGCCUGACUAUGGCCACACGUUUACAGCUUAUUUUCGUUUUCUUCGCAUCAGUCUUGCUGUGGUCAGCUCAACUUGGCUCCACAUGGCAGGGCAUGCAACUAGCUGGAAAGCUUCUUCUUGCUGGCUGGCGCAACGUAGGUCGGGUGAGUCACCUUUUAGCACAGCCACCAGGCUUCUUGGACUUUUGCCAGAACUUUGCGCAGUGUGCAAAGCAGCGGACGGUGAUCUCGCUUGGAACCUUGGUCUUGGCGCUGAACUUCUUUCGUUCACGGCGGCCCAUCUUCCUGGGCGAGGAGUUCAUGGUCAAAGUGUGCACUGUCAAGAUUGGCGGCUGUGUCCUUGUCUUACUACAUGAAAUUAUUUGGGUCUUCCCGGCUGUGAAGAAGAUGGCUCCACUCUAUGCCUGGAGUGCAUUAGGGCACACCUUGCUGAUGGACACAAUGAUCUUGGCCUUCCUCAGAGUGCCUCGAGAGGAGCAAUGUGGCCGUCAGGCUCUUUGCCGCAUCUUGCAGGCAGCAGUAAGCUUGACCGGAGACUUUCUACCGUUUGCAGCCGUGUUUUUCCUUUGGCUGGCCUCAAUUGGCAUGGUGGUGGCUGCUUCACUGGUUCCUUGCAUGGCAUUGCUUUUGCAUGAAGCUGUUCGCGAUUUGCGUCGUCGCCGGCAACAACAUGGAACAGUACAAAUGGCAGUGUUUAUUCUUUGUUUGGCAGUCAGAGUGAUGUCAUUCCUGGCCGCCAACGUCUCAAAGGGGCAGGGAGAUGCGUUGGCCGUAUGGAUGGAGCGAGGGUCUUUGACGCUUUGGCUUGCGGUUGAGGCUGUGGUUUUCGUGGACUUUGCAAUCUUCCGCGGGGGCUUAUCCUGUGCUCGGGAUGGAACUUCUCAGGUUCUUUGGACCAUGGCGUGCCUGGGACAGGUCGUGCUAGUGGUUUGCAGCCACCUGCACGCUGCGUUGCCGGGAAUGCUUCAAGCGGAAGGGUGCAGAAGCCGAGUCUUCACCCCCUUUCACCGGCGGCAAGGCCAUGAGUCCAUGAUGUGCCAAUUUCAGCUUCUAGCAGGGAACUGUCGAGGGGAUCCUGGCACAGCAGCUGUCCAGGUAACGGCUUUAUCAUUAAUGCUUCUUAGCUUCUGGAGUAUCCACGCUUCAGUCUUUUGUGGCUGGUUCAGAAGGUUGAAGCAGGCUUUGACUCAAGCUUUGGCCCACAUUGAACCGAGUCAAGCCGGGAGCCCAGACAAGGGAAUGUUGUGGACAUGCUAGCUUAAGGCUUGGACACUGAACAUGUGGCUAAUCUUUUGGCGUGUUCCUUGACUGUCCUGAUGCAGAGAGUAUGCGUGCAGACUCGUUGAACCAACUGCAAGCAUGUAAAGCCUUUGUUGGUGAAGAGAGAUCUCAGUAUAUGAUAUAUAUAUAUAUGUUAUGUAUACUGUAUACAUAUAUAUAGUCUACUUAACCACAUCCCGCACGGUAAUGCCAAAGGGCUGAAAACAGGUUAUAUAAGCCUAGACAUAUUUGAUGGCAGGAGAUAAAGGUAUAUCAAACUAUUCUGAAUUGACACCCAACUUUGUUUCCACUUCCCUCCUGAGCACUGCGGGAACAUGCAGAGUACAAGCCUGUCCAACAACAAGGACAAUAUCCUUGGAGAGAAGUUGCCUUUUUGCACAGCGGAAAUGCACAAAGAGGGAGGUUUUCCUCUAGACCCAAAGACCAAUAGUAACUAUAAAUUCAUGUUGCACUAAGCUUGGUGUAAGCCAUCGACAUGUAACUCAGGUUACAUUCUUCGAUCAUCCCUGUCACAAAGCACCGUACUUGCCAUCAACUAUGCCGACAACUCCACGGUAAUUCAACUGAAUCUGAAUCGGCAAAUGCGAGCACGGGCUUGUAAUGUAAGGUGCUGGCUCUCAUAUUGUCUUGAUUGAAUCGUUGAUAAGAAAACGAUAUCUUGCGUUUGUUUUGAGUCUUGUGACCAGCCACCUUAGCACCGAGACGACGUAGCUCAAGGGACAUGUUCAGCCAAAGGAUGCAGCU
Molecule: messenger RNA, 2097 nt
Organism: Durusdinium trenchii
Lineage: Eukaryota; Dinophyceae; Suessiales; Symbiodiniaceae
Source: the annotation of a GenBank genome assembly